Mastomys coucha (southern multimammate mouse) is the source of this 9206-nucleotide messenger RNA. RefSeq names its product kinesin family member 13B (gene Kif13b). Lineage: Eukaryota; Metazoa; Chordata; Mammalia; Rodentia; Muridae. The transcript has 39 exons. Gene Ontology annotation, molecular function: microtubule binding; cell adhesion molecule binding; microtubule motor activity. Bases 574 to 5925 code for a protein of 1783 amino acids. The record is from RefSeq and is a predicted model, not a curated record. Gene Ontology annotation, cellular component: adherens junction. Gene Ontology annotation, biological process: regulation of protein localization; microtubule-based movement.
AGCUCCUGAAGGCUUUGGAUAUACCAACUUUGCACCAGCUGUACGGAUGGAGUCCUGAGAAGGUUAUCGGGAAGGAGGCUUAUUUCUUUCAUAAUAUUUGCCAAUCUAACAGGCAACUCUUGCCGCAGAAACAUAAACGAGGUCUUUUCACAAGCAUUUACUGAUCCGAAGUCCAAGAACUGCUUCAUGGAGAGUGGCGACGGCGAGAAGCGCGCAUAGAAGUCCACCUGGCCCUGAACGCCAAGCUCCGACUCCAGCCCAGAGCCCGAGGCCGAGGCCAAGGCUGAGGCCAGGAUCCGGCUGGCGCAGGGGACGGCGCAGAGCGGCCCCACGCUCGUGCCGCCCCGCAACAGCCUUGCCAGCCUCAUACCGAGCCCCGAGCCCCGCCGGAGGAGCCGGAGCUCCCGGCGCCAACCUGCCACUCUAUGCCGCUGCCCAGGUGCUACGUCGAGAGGCAUUUUUCAGUUGAGGAUCCUCUUCCCAGAUAACUGUAGCUUGUGUUGAUUGUCAAAGACCCAACCAGGUCAUAGGGGCCAACCGAAGAUAUUUGCUUAUGAUCACUGUUUCUGGUCCAUGGAUGAAUCUGUCCGAGAGAAGUAUGCAGGUCAAGAUGAUGUUUUCAAGUGCCUUGGGGAGAACAUUCUUCAGAAUGCAUUUGAUGGCUACAAUGCCUGCAUCUUUGCUUAUGGGCAGACAGGGUCUGGAAAGUCUUAUACUAUGAUGGGCACUGCCGACCAACCUGGAUUAAUCCCAAGACUCUGCAGUGGACUCUUUGAACGAACCCAGAAAGAAGAAAAUGAAGAACAGAGUUUUAAAGUUGAAGUCUCCUACAUGGAAAUUUAUAAUGAAAAAGUCCGAGACCUUCUUGACCCCAAAGGAAGCCGUCAAACACUGAAAGUGAGAGAGCACAGUGUGUUGGGACCCUACGUGGAUGGACUUUCUAAACUGGCUGUUACAAGCUAUAAGGAUAUUGAGUCUCUGAUGUCUGAAGGCAACAAGUCUCGCACAGUUGCUGCAACCAACAUGAAUGAGGAAAGCAGCCGUUCCCAUGCAGUCUUUAAGAUCACCCUGACACAUACUCUGUAUGAUGUGCAGUCUGGGACAUCUGGAGAGAAAGUGGGCAAGCUGAGCUUAGUGGAUUUAGCUGGCAGUGAACGAGCCACGAAAACUGGAGCUGCGGGCGACAGGCUGAAGGAGGGCAGCAACAUCAACAAGUCCCUCACAACCCUGGGUUUGGUUAUCUCUGCCCUAGCCGAUCAGGGUGCUGGCAAAAACAAAAAUAAAUUUGUUCCCUAUCGGGACUCAGUUCUCACAUGGCUGCUCAAGGACAGUCUGGGAGGUAACAGCAAGACUGCCAUGGUGGCCACUGUGAGCCCGGCUGCUGAUAACUAUGAUGAAACCCUCUCAACCCUGAGGUAUGCAGACCGAGCAAAGCACAUCGUGAACCACGCUGUGGUGAAUGAGGAUCCUAAUGCUCGGAUUAUCCGAGAUCUCCGGGAAGAGGUGGAGAAGCUCCGUGAGCAGCUGACCAAGGCAGAGGCAAUGAAAUCUCCAGAGCUGAAGGAUCGUCUGGAAGAAUCCGAGAAACUAAUCCAGGAAAUGACUGUGACCUGGGAGGAGAAACUAAGGAAAACUGAGGAGAUCGCACAGGAACGGCAGAAGCAGCUUGAGAGCCUUGGCAUAUCUCUUCAGACUUCUGGAAUCAAAGUUGGGGAUGACAAGUGCUACCUGGUUAACUUGAAUGCUGACCCAGCUCUCAAUGAACUCCUGGUGUACUACUUAAAGGAGCACACGCUGAUAGGGUCAGCCAAUUCUCAGGACAUCCAGCUCUGCGGGAUGGGCAUUCUCCCUGAGCACGGCAUCAUAGACAUCACACCCGAAGGCCAGGUCAUGCUGACUCCUCAGAAGAAUACCAGAACAUUUGUCAAUGGGUCUUCUGUCUCCAGUCCCACCCAGCUGCAUCAUGGGGACAGGAUACUGUGGGGAAACAACCAUUUCUUCAGACUCAAUCUGCCAAAAAAGAAAAAGAAAGCAGAGCGAGAGGACGAGGACCGUGAGGCAUCCCUGAAAAACGACAGCAGUUCUGAGCAGCUGGAUGCCGACGGCGACUCCUCCAGUGAGGUGUCCAGCGAGAUCAACUUCAACUUUGAGUAUGCACAGAUGGAGGUGACCAUGAAGGCUCUGGGCAGCAAUGACCCAAUGCAGUCCAUAUUGAGCAGCCUAGAACAGCAGCAUGAGGAGGAGAAGCGGUCUGCUCUGGAGCGCCAGAGGCUCAUGUACGAACACGAACUGGAACAGCUCCGAAGAAGGCUAUCUCCUGAGAGGCAGAACUGCCGCGGUGUGGACCGGCUCUCCUUCCAUUCUCCCAGUGCUCAGCAGCGCUUGAAACAGUGGGCUGAGGAGAGAGAAGCAACAUUGAAUAACAGCUUGAUGAGGCUGAGGGAGCAGAUCGUAAAGGCCAACCUGCUGGUUCGGGAAGCUAGUUACAUUGCAGAAGAGUUGGAUAAAAGAACUGAGUAUAAAGUGACCCUCCAGAUUCCAGCCUCCAGUCUGGAUGCCAAUAGGAAGCGAGGCUCUGUCCUCAGUGAACCUGCCAUCCAGGUGAGAAGAAAAGGGAAAGGAAAGCAGAUUUGGUCUUUGGAAAAGCUGGAGAACAGGCUUUUGGAUAUGAGAGAUCUCUACCAGGAGUGGAAGGAAUGUGAAGAAGACAGCCCGGUUAUCCGGUCAUACUUCAAGCGUGCCGACCCAUUCUAUGAUGAGCAGGAAAAUCAUAGUCUCAUCGGUGUGGCCAAUGUCUUCCUGGAGACCCUGUUUUAUGACGUGAAGUUACAGUAUGCUGUGCCGAUCAUCAACCAGAAGGGAGAGGUGGCAGGCCGAUUGCACGUGGAGGUGAUGCGGCUCAGUGGGGCCAUUGGGGAGAGGAUUGCAGGAGGAGAUGAUCCCACAGAUGUCAGCUCUGACAAGGAAGCCCAGGAGAACAGGCUGGUCUGCAUGGUUAAAAUACUUCAAGCCACAGGGUUGCCACAGCAUCUGUGCCACUUUGUCUUCUGCAAAUAUGACUUCUGGGAUCAGCAGGAACCAGUGACUGUUGCCCCUGAAGUGGAUACGUCUUCGUCUCCCACCAGCAAGGAGCCACAGUGUAUGGUUGUGUUCGAUCAUUGCAGCGAGUUCAGUGCUAACAUCACAGAGGACUUCAUUGAAUAUCUCACAGAAGGAGCCCUGGCCAUUGAAGUAUAUGGACAUAAAAUGAAUGAUCCCCGGAAAAACCCAGCCCUGUGGGAUUUGGGGAUCAUCCAAGCAAAAACAAGGAGUCUUCGGGACAGGUGGAGUGAAGUCACCAGAAAGUUGGAAUUCUGGGUUCAGAUCUUGGAACAGAAUGAGAAUGGUGAUUACUGUCCUGUGGAAGUAAUUGCUGCAAAAGAUGUCCCAACAGGAGGGAUCUUCCAGCUCCGACAGGGCCAGUCUCGGCGAGUUCAAGUUGAAGUGAAGUCUGUGCAGGAGUCAGGAACUUUACCACUGAUGGAAGAGUACAUAUUGUCAGUUGGCAUUGGGUGUGUGAAAGUUAGACCACUCAGGUCUCCUAAGAUCCACGAGAACGUCCAUGAGGAAGAGGAGGACAUGGACAGCUACCAGGAUAGAGAUUUAGAGCGGCUUCGUAGAAAAUGGCUCAAUGCAUUAACCAAACGUCAAGAAUACUUGGAUCAACAACUGCAGAAGCUCGUCAGCAAACAUGACAAAACUGAGGAUGAUGCUGACCGAGAGGCACAGCUUCUGGAGAUGCGGCUGACGCUCACAGAGGAAAGAAAUGCAGUGAUGGUGCCCUCCGCUGGGAGUGGCAUUCCGGGGGCACCAGCAGAAUGGACCCCAGUGCCUGGGAUGGAGACCCACAUUCCUGUUAUAUUUCUUGACUUAAAUGCCGAUGAUUUCAGCUCUCAGGAUAACCUCGAUGACCCAGAAGCUGGAUGGGAUGCUACCCUGACUGGCGAAGAGGAAGAGGAGUUCUUUGAGCUGCCGAUUGUGAAACAAUACGAUGGAGAGGUGAAGGCUGAGGCCUCCUGGGACUCUGCAGUGCACAGCUGUCUUCAGCUCAGUAAAGGCACACCUGCUGACGAGCGAGUGUUCCUCAUUCUGCGGGUGACAGUCCAGCUCAGCCAUCCUGCCGACAUGCAGCUGGUCCUGCGCAAGAGGAUUUGUGUCCAUGUUCAUGGGCGCCAGGGCUUUGCUCAAAGUCUCCUGAAAAAGAUGUCUCAUCGGAGCUCUAUUCCUGGCUGUGGAGUGACCUUUGAAAUCGUCUCCAAUAUUCCAGAGGAUGCCCAGGGAGUGGAGGAGCGAGAGGCACUGGCAAGGAUGGCAGCUAAUGUGGAAAACCCAACUUCUGCUGACUCUGAAGCCUAUAUUGAGAAGUACUUGAGGAGUGUGCUGGCCGUGGAAAACCUCCUGACUUUAGAUCGCCUGCGUCAGGAAGUGGCUGUGAAGGAGCAGCUGACAGGGAAGGGGAAACUGAACCGGCGGAGUAUCAGCUCUCCCAGCAUGAACAGAUUGUCAGGAAGCCGACAGGAGCUUAGCCCAUCCCACAGUCUAGGCAGCAACAAGGGCCGGUGGGAAAGUCAACAGGAUAUAUCCCAGACACUAGUUUCCAGAGGAAUAGCUUCAGGCCCUCCAGCGCCCUCUGUUUCACCCCAAAAUAACCAGUCUCCUGAUCCUGGACUGGGAGGCUUGGCAGCCUCUUACUUGAACCCAGUGAAGUCCCUGGUGCCACAGAUGCCAAAGCUGCUGAAGUCUCUCUUCCCUGUCCGGGAUGACAGCAGGGGCAGACACUCAUCUGCCCGCACACACCAGCCCGUGCCCCGAAUCUUGGUGCAGCCUACCUUCUCAGAUGCCCGGGCAACAAGGACAGAGGAGGUUCAACAAGGCAGCCCUGGGCCUAGUGGGGGUUUGGAGUCCAUGGUGAAGAUGGCGGCCCCUGCAGUAAAGAUCUGCGACAAACCUGUCAAAGUGUCUUCCCCUCCAUCUACCAUGGUGGUUACUCAGCCCCCAGAAGGGCAGGAUGGGCCACCCAGCCCCUUGAGCGAAGCUUCAAGUGGCUACUUCUCUCACAGUGUCUCCUCUGCCACUCUGUCAGAAACGCUCACCUUAGGCCUGGACACCACAGGCCUUGGCAGCCAGACGCCUGGGUCCCCCCCUGCCCUGUGUCAGGUCACCCCAGAGCCCGAGCUGGCUUUCCUCUCCUGCACACAGACCCAUCCUCCUGCCCCAGAGGAGCCCCAUGUACCUGCAACUCCCACUCAAAGCACGGAGUUGGAGGUUCCCAGACCGCCUCUUCUUUCCGAACCCGCGUCUGCUGUGCCCACGUCUCCAUUCAGAAUCCGGAAAGUACGGACCUCAGAGCUUAAGUCCUUCACAGGCAUGCUGGGGGGUGCCUCCUCCAGAGUAGAGGAGGAACCCCUAGCUUCAGAAGACCCCAGCAAUGCUAGGGGACAGACUCUGGGGAGGCUAGAAGUGACAUCUGACUCUGAGGAUGCCAGCGAAGUCCCUGAGUGGCUCAGAGAGGGAGAGUAUGUUGUUGUGGGCACCAACAAGACGGGCAUUGUAAGGUAUAUUGGACCAACCGAUUUCCAGGAGGGAACAUGGAUUGGUGUGGAGCUGGACCUGCCUACAGGAAAGAAUGACGGCUCCAUUGGUGGGAAACAGUAUUUCAGGUGCAACCCUGGCUAUGGGCUGCUGGUGAGGCCGGGCCGGGUCCGCAGGGCUGCAGGCACUGGGCGCAGGCGCGGUUCAGGGUUCCAGCCACAGGGAGCCCCAGAGGCCCGCAGGAGUGCUACCAUCUCGGGCUCUGCCACCAACCUGGCUUCACUGACAGCUGCACUGGCCAAGGGAGACAGGAGCUACAAAAAUCCUGAGAACCGGAAGUCCUGGGCCAGCUAAGAUGCACCUCCCUUGUGAACACUAACAGGAAGGGGGAGACCUGGUUCCUCCUUGGGAGCAGGCCCAUGAAUGCUUUUUGCACGAUGCAGGGAUGGUGGACAAUCUGCUUCCCUGUCCUCUGGGAAGCUGGAAGCUGGAUUUCCUUCCUCUACUUGGCAAUGGCAGAGGUCUCUCAGCUAUGCUCCCCUGGUUAGGGGUGGAAGGUCCCAGGAGCCCAGAGACUCAUGGGAUGGUAGUGCCUGCUUGAGGAUGUGUGUGUGUGUGUGUGUGUGUGUGUGUGUGUGUGUGUGUGUGUGUGUGUGUGUCUGUCCCAGCCACAUGUGUUGGGCUCCCCUUUCCUUAUUCUGCUGACUUCACUAAUGUCUUAAUUUAAGCAAUGAUCCUAACUAGUGUCUUGCCCUCACAGACAGGACUUCUGCCUGGGCCCAGCAUGCACACUACCCUCUCUGGGCACCAGUCAGUUAUCAGCCUCCCCUCAACCCGCCUCAUCCUUCUGCACAGCUCACAGGGUUUCUGGGAGGCAUCUUUGUGGGUGUCCCAGUGUCUUUACACUCAAAGUCUUUUCUGCCGGCCAUUCAUUUCCUAACAGGAUGCUUGAACUAUAUUUAUUUAAUUUAUUUUCCCAAAAGUUAAAAUACUUCACAAACCACAAUCGCUGUCUAUCCCAACAUGCAUGCCUGGGGCCCGCCUUGUGCUUACUGGCCUCUGGCUGGCCAGAGCUGCAGCCUCUAUCUUGGAUGGUGGUUGCUGGAAGUAGUGGCCAGCAGAUGAAGCCAGCUGCCCUUGUAUUGCUGGAUUGAGACACACCAUGGCUUUACUGUCAAUGGUGGGAAGGCAGACCCAGGGGCUUGACAUGGAUCAAGCCUUCAGUACCUUGUCUGGAUCUGCCAAGUUUCAGGAAACUGGAGAAUGUUUUGAUUCUGAAAAUUCCUAAAUCCUGACUGUUUCUGGGGCCAGCAGCUGGGCGGGUAGGUAGUGAGGGCAGAACUGUUUCCAUUUCCUUCUUCAGAUCUGUGCUGGAGUCGUGGUGUAUCCUGGGGCAUUACCAGCCACCUGCUCACUGAGAUAUGUGUGGCCUCUGAGUCCCCAAGUGUCGGUGGGCAGAUCAGAGUCACCUAGUCCCCGUUGUCGAAGUCCCUGUCUCCCACCUCAGGAUGUCAUUACAUAGGGUAUCAGUUUGUUCUGAGUUUGACCCCCAGACUCUUGAAGAGCCACAGCUAGCAAGCAUCUGUAGAGGAGUUGGUUCUGUGAGGACUUAAGCCUUUUACGGGAAGGAGCUCCUGCCAGGCAGGUGGCUUCUCAGAACACCUCAGCCUCCUUGGCCAUGUGGCUUCUGUCUGGACCAUCUGCAUUGUCUGAUUAGCCCAGUAUAAACUUCACUACCAUCUGCUUGCCCGGACCCCGUCCAGAGGCUGCUUAGAGUGAUAGGAGGAUGGGUGGUCUUCCUGGCACAGGCACAGACUCGCCUGCACUCCAGCCUGCGAGUUGAGUGUUACUCCGCUUAUCACCAGUCUGCCAAGAGAGACCUGCCUCUGUUCCAUUCUUGAACAGCACAGAUGUCUGGAGCUGCCAGCUAGAGGCAGGCACCAAUUCGAUAACUCCUCUUCCCCAGCUGGCAUUUGGGAAUAACUACCGGGUGAGUUAGCACUGCCAGUCCUGCCUGGGCACUCUCAUGGAAGCACACAACACUUGACUGUGUUCCAAUUGAGGUUUUCUUCCUUGGUGUACCCUAGAGAGCAGAGUCGCAGAGUACCAUCCUCUAGGAUGGCCAUGCAAUGGGUGCUAGGGAGAGAAAUUCCUGUACAUGUAAAGCCAGUAGUGUUACACUAUGGGAGGGGACAUUGUGCCAUCUGUCACUUGGAUGGUGUAAAACAGGAGGAAAAGUUACUUAUUGACUUCAUCUUGCUGUCUAGAGUUCUCAGGAGCACUGGAAGUCCUGGGGGAUCUCCCUUGGCCAUCUGUAGUCUCGUGGUUCUGGGACCACCUCCUCUCUCCCAGCCGCCACUUUCUGCCCCUGCUCCUUGGAGCAUUUCUACUCUCAGGCUGCCUAAGAAUUCCCCCGCCUCUGAAAAGUAGUACCAUUUCCACAGAGCCUUGCAGGGUACUCUUCAUGUGAAGUGCUCCAGCUUCUGGCUGAAGCACAUGGCGUCCUCCAGGAUGGCUGUGCCUGUGGCCUCCAGUGGUUGGAGCGGUGUUCUGUAAGGGCAGACUGUCUGCACAGAAGGCUCUUUUCUCAUGUGCUUGGUGCUCAAUGUGGAUGAGAUCUUCUGGGGUCUCAUGGCACACAUAGCAAGUGUGCUACAAGUUUGUCCUCAUGGGUGUUUCUUAUGAGCUGUUCCUGUGGCUGAGAGAACUCUCUGUGGCUAUCUGCUAUGAGGGCAGGGAGGUGAUCUUGGGAAAGCUGGUUCUUUGGGGUGGGUCUGAAGAGAUGGGGCUCAAGUGCUUGCAGGUCUUCCGGGUUUGCUGUGCCCAUAUUGCACUCCAAACAUCAUGUCCCCUGUGGUCUGUGUUCUUCCUGGGCUCUCAUGCCAGAUGAGGCCAGACAGGCCAGCUGCAGCCUCAGCCCUCUACUUACUGCCUUCUGGAGCAGACUAACACUAGCUUGCAGCUGCAAAAGUGAUGUGUGGGGUCAUGGUCAUUAAAAUGUCAGGUAAUGGAGGUAGGUGUGAGGUUGGGUUCCAGGUGCCAGUGUUUCUGUUUAGUGACAUGUCCCCUGAGGAGUUGCAGAGGUAUGAUGGGGUUUCCAUGUCUCCAGUUUUCUCCACCACUUACCAUGCCUUAGAGGUUCUGUGUGGGAAGCAGGUGAGUGGCUCACAUAGCAUUCACCUGUCUGUCCAAGCUGCCUUUGCUACGUGUGGCCCAUGGAGGGUGACUUGAAGCUUCUGGUGCCUCAAGGCCCAGGCCACCUCAGGUCAGAGACUGUAGGGCCAUCUCUAGUGCCUUCCCUGGGACCAGUGUCUAGCCUGUGCUUCCAGUCUCAGACACUACCCAAAACAUCUCAGUCUGUGUGGUGCCUUCCUUUUGUGCUGUGGACACAAGUUGGGAAAAGCACGGGUGUGUGGAUUGUGUAAAUAUGAGCUGAUAUGCGUGAUGUUGAUUCUAGGAUUCCAGUGAUUUGGUGCAUGUUAAAUGGGAAUUAAAGAUCCAAAGACCCUGUAAUGAAUAGUAAAGAUGGUGAUUUAUGUUAUAUGAGGAACCAAACUAUUGUAAUUUUGUACCAUACAUGCCUUUCCAUCAAGUGACCAACAGCCUCUAAAUAAAUCCAGGUGAUUUCUUGCUUA